GUCCUUGUAUUCAUAACGGCUCAGAUAGCCUGUUAUCUAAUCACAGAUACACAGUAAGAAACAAGUCUCAGACAUCACUGCCUAAGUUUUUGAAAGAAAAAAAAAAUUACACAUUUCAUCUUAUGUUUAUUACACAGGUAAAGCUGGGACUGCAACAAAAGCAAGCACAUCUGUGCAGCACUGUUAACAAGAGAAGUGAAGAUGAAGGGGCACAAACUCUGGCACACAAUAGGCAGAUUAUACACCUUUGGUCCUCAGCAUGCUGGUUCAGCCUGUGUUGAAGUCUAUGCCACUAAAUCUUCAGUGUCUUUGUUAUGCCUUUGUUAACAGUGAGCACAAGAUUAACAGUAGCAUGGUUGCAGCCAGUGGUGCUGCAAUUGCACCUUCAAUUGUGGUGUAGAUGAAUCACAGGAAGAGCAAGAUUUAAAUUAACUCCUGUUACUGUAACAGUCAAAGAAAAGGCAAGGUAAUCAAAUCAAAAAAAAAAAAAAAAUCUUUCAGCUGGAACUCUGAAAUUGGACCAGAUGGUGAUCAGAAACUACAGGUGACUGGCACAUGCCCACCCUGAGAUUGGCCCCCCAACUCAGCACCACCCAGGACAGGGUAGUUUUUUUGCUUUGCAGGCUGGUGGAGUGCUGGGGGGCACUAAGCCACAGCACAGAAGUAUAGGAGUGGAUAUAGGGCUUCUGGCCCACCCCUGGGCUCACCCACAAGUUGUGCCUCCCCAAACUCCAGAGGCACCCUUGCCAGAAACCUAACAGAGUACAAGGGUGAUGCUAUCUUACUCAGACUCUUACAUCUUGAACCAGCAGAGAGCCCUUAGACUUAUUUCCAUCCCUGUUAAAUAGGUUUGCCUGCAGGGUAGACCAAAAGUACGUUUUCUACAUUUUACUCUGAAAGUUUCUCUUCAAGUUAACCUAAUAUAUUUUGUUCUUUGUACCUCAAGAGCUUAUUGAGAUAGCUUCCUCCAUUUAUUAGCAUCUUGAUAGGAAAAAAUCUUUGAAGGCUUCCAGUUGUAAGCAUCCUGAACCCCCACUCUAAAUCUAUUUUUUCUAAUUCAGUUGCAUCAGCCUGAGGUGUUAAACCACACAGACAUAGAAGUGUGAACUCUUCUCCCAAGGAGGCAGGCAGCUCCGCAAGACAUUCAGGUGAACAAGAGCAAGUAAUCAAGGGGUUCUCAGUAACCUCUUUGAGAGGAUAUUUAGGGCUUCCAUGCUGAAAUCAUUGUUUCUAGAAGAUGGCUGGACGCAGUCAGAUUUACACCAGGUCUGCACAGAGACAUCACAUCAGAACACCUAGGGAGGACUGCAGUAUAGAAGCGUAAAAUAGGAAUGUUUUCUUAAGCUCAUGUAACAACACUGAAGGAAAACUGUAUGUGUCCAAAGUCAAACCAGCCAAAUUAAUUCUAAGUCUAUGAGCCAUUCAAGAGCUAUACACAGCUCUACUAUCAGCAAACAUCCUCUACCCCCACCUGGGGCUUCAGAUGCUUCCAAAUCCUUUGGCAGGGUUCCUACAUGCAGGCCCAAGCCUAUGGACUUGGGGUUUGGAUGCCCCUGAGUUUUGCUUGUCCUCAGCCGUACAGCUGCAGAAGCAACCAUGGGAAGAGUAAUUUCUAUAAAGUCAGUGUGUAGCUGGAAGUUGGCCAGUGGGAAGCUAACCAGGAGGCUCUCAUAGGGAGUCCCAUCUGCAAGCAGACAAGGGUGCAACCCUCCACUACUCAGUGCCAUUUUAGUUAUUACCUUGGCCAGGCCACUUCUCCUGCCACCACUGCAGUCAAGUUAUUUUCCCCACAUCAGACUUAUCUGUAUAUAUUUCACCUUCAUUCCCAACUACAUUAAGCCCCAAGAGGCUGGAUCUAGAACAGGCUCCCCCAACAGAAGGAGGUACGGCAGCAUUGCAAGCCUCCUGUCAACAGCAGCGAGCAGAGGAGUUUAACUCGGUGUCUUGAACAGAGAACUGAAGAGGAUUCUGAAGAAGUUCAAACAGAACAAACAAAAACUAGAGGAUUCAGUGCUGAUUGGCUGUUCAGAUGAAUGCAUGGCAUACUUUGCCCUGGAUUUAGGUUCCUUGGAAAAAAUGGACAUUGAAUCUGAACUCAAGGGAUCAUUUACCGAGUUAUGGAAAGCUUUCUUCCAGCUAGAUGGGAAGGAUGCCUCCUUGCUGUCCUUGGCUCAAGCUCUCCUUCGCUGGCAUGACACACACAAAUACUGCAGCAAAACUGGCCAGCCUACUCAGAAGAACCUUGCUGGCAGCAAGCGUGUUUGUCACACCAAUGGAAUAAUUUAUUAUCCACAGAUGUCCCCAGUAGUUAUCACUUUGGUGUCUGAUGGGAGCCGGUGUCUUCUUGCACGGCAGGCGUCGUUCCCUCAGGGGAUGUACAGUGCUCUGGCAGGCUUCUGUGAUGUUGGUGAGACACUGGAGGAGACUGUCCGCCGGGAGGUGGCAGAAGAAGUGGGAUUGGAGGUGAAGUCAAUGUGGUAUUCUGCUUCUCAGCACUGGCCUUUUCCCAACAGCUCGCUAAUGAUAGCUUGUCAUGCUACGGUGUGGCCACAGCAGAAUGAGAUCAGAGUGAACAAACUGGAGCUGGAAGCAGCCACUUGGUUCAGCCUUGAAGAGGUUGUGGAGGCACUCAGAAGGGAACCUAGGCCUCUGAAACAAGAAGAUGGCAGGUUCUCACUCUGGCUGCCUCCAAAGUGGGCCAUAGCCCACCAACUGAUUCAGGAAUGGGUUAAGCAACAGAGCAACAUGCCUGCUUAGGCACAGUCAGUCUACAGAGACGGAUUAUUUUACCAGGUUACAACCAUUGGGGAAGCGUUCUCAACGGCAGUGGUGACCCAGUCAGUAUGACUUACAAACUCAGGUACACAAGAGGCACAGUUUUAAUGAUAAGUCCCAGGCACUCCAAUCGCAUGGAAGCAUUGAUUAAGACCUCAGCUCCCAGCAAAACUAAACAAAAAAGUCCAGAAAGCCUAUACAACCAUAUGUAUCCUAGAAACAGGAUAUACCCUUCUGGUACUGCAUUCCAUCUCCAUCCAGUCUCCCUCUGCUCUUGUCUUCAUAUACUAAGCUUCUUACUUCCUUGGGAUGCUUACCAUGUUUGAUCCAUGAUCACAUAUACUCUGGCAACUAAAAAUUGUUGAGAGGCACCACUUUCCAACUCAAGGCUGAAUAUGCUGCCCCUGUCAUACUUCCAUCACAGGGAAAUGAGAGAACAAUGAUGGUUUGGUGAUAAAUAGGGAGUAAAACAAGGGUAAAUUUUUAACUUGAAUGAUGAGCAGAAAGGAACUGAUUGGACAAAGGGUCUGCACUUCUGUACCUCACUUCCUUGCUUUAUAUUUUGCUCUUUUUUAACUUGUCCCCACAGCCAGUUUUACCAUAGCAACACAAACAUCCAUAUCUGCCUAUCAUUUUCUGUUCCCUUCCCUGCCAACACCUUCACCGUCACACAAAUCUGCUCUAGCCAGGGUCAGUAAUUACAGAGUGGAGGAGCAGAGUAAUUCAAGGCAACACUAAUGAUAAGGACGAGAGAGGCCUGGAGACAGCUGCAAAUAAGAAAUUCAGCCCACAAUUGCUGUAUAGGCCAGCUAUCAAAACCCAGAAAAAGUAAUAUAUAUGUAGUUUAUAUUGUGCAAUUUCUGUAUCCCUUUGGGAAUUCUACAUUUAGUGUACAGAACAGGAUGUGCAUCUCUUAGCUACCUCUUUCUUCAUAUUUUAUAACAAAUGUUCAGUAUAUAUUUGCAACAUAUGUUUAUGUCAAUCAGCAGUAGCCUAAUCUGGUGGAGAUUUAUGGCAAUGUCAGAAUUCACUAGAGGCUAGGCCUCUUGAAUUCAGAAAAAUUCUACUUAGCUUGUUAUUCAGUUCAAGCUGGGUUUCUUUGAUCAGUCCUUAUACUCUAUACAAUUUUGACUACCUGUUUUUCUUACUCUCUACCAGACAAAGGGGAAAAAGCUAAUUUCUUGUUUUCAAAAGCUUUAAAAAUGCCCAGAAUUAAAAACAAGUUAUUGAAAAAGCCGUUUUUCUUUUAAUUAUCAAUUAAUAACAAUUAAAAUAAAACUAAUCUGAUAUCUUGCCUGAUUUAGGAGUAUUGGAUGGAGAUUAUGAACAGUAUGGAGAGUGAGAGAGCACUGUGGCAUACGGAGCAUGUACUCUCUCCAUCCAUUAUCACUGUGGACAUUCAUCAUCAUCUGCAUUUUAGCAUGCAAGUGUAAGAGGAGCUGAGCAUGGGCACAUGUUUUCCCUGGGUCUCUCUGCUUGGAGGGCCACAGGAAAAGGUCCCAGAAGUCCUUCUAACUUGAAGUGAAAGUGCUAAGUCACUAACGAUGCAGUGUUGUCAGGUGCCUGCAGGGAUCUAAUCCUCAUAACAACAGAAGAGAUUAGGCAUGAUUACGUACAGGAUAGGUGAGCAAACUGGCUGGAUACCAUAGAAAGAGGUGGGGGCAAAAUGGCAAGAGGGAUGUGGCUUUUAUGUGAACCUGCAUCAAGGAUCUAGUUUAAUCCCAAUGACUGCUUAAAAAUUAGUCAAAAUACAGCAUUGUCCCUACCAAAGUCAUCUGGAAAAUAUGGACUGUUCUAUGACAGUUUCAGAAAAAUGAAGUGGGAUUACUUUUCCACAUAGAAAUCAUAUAACAAGAACAAUGGACUCCAGCAAGAUAGUGUUUCUUACUCUACAGUAAAAUGUAUUCUUACAGUAGAAGAUCAGAGACACGGAGCAGGUGUAAGUCAGCAUAACUCAAUUGACAUCAAGGCCAAUUUACACCAAUGGAGAAUCUGGCUAUCUAGCCAUGAACCAUUUCAUAAACUGUUGUAUGAAGUGUUGAGUCCUCUGUGUAUUCAAGUCCUGGAAACCAGGUUACUGCAGCUCCAACCAGUGUCUGGCCAAUCGUUAGCAUUGUAUAAAUAAUAUUUUGAAAUGAGCAGAAUACAUGGCCGUGAUACAGCAGUAAUGAAUAUUGAUUUAGUCCUUGCAGCAAGUGCAGAGAAUGCUUCAUUUCUAAUAAAAAAAUCCAGUUUAUAUAGAUUUUCAGAUGAAAACUCUCACUGCUCUGAAGGAGGUCAGGUUCAGGUCAGCAUUCUGCACAU
This is a messenger RNA of Alligator sinensis (Chinese alligator), 5079 nucleotides long. It is a transcript of the gene NUDT13, whose product is annotated as nudix hydrolase 13. The record is from RefSeq and is a predicted model, not a curated record. The transcript is spliced from 7 exons. Lineage: Eukaryota; Metazoa; Chordata; Crocodylia; Alligatoridae. Bases 2038 to 2757 code for a protein of 239 amino acids. Gene Ontology annotation, molecular function: metal ion binding; hydrolase activity.